Cyprinodon variegatus (sheepshead minnow) is the source of this 534-nucleotide messenger RNA. RefSeq names its product vacuolar protein sorting-associated protein 13C-like. Gene Ontology annotation, cellular component: extrinsic component of membrane. Gene Ontology annotation, biological process: protein targeting to vacuole; mitochondrion organization; protein retention in Golgi apparatus. The annotation marks the transcript as partial. NCBI's taxonomy places the organism in Eukaryota, Metazoa, Chordata, Actinopteri, Cyprinodontiformes, Cyprinodontidae. The transcript is spliced from 4 exons. The record is from RefSeq and is a predicted model, not a curated record.
CUGCAGCUGUGCAUCUCCACCAGUUCCUGGUCGGACGGUUUCUCCCUGGACACAGUGGGAAGUUACGGCUGCGUCCGCUGUCCUGCCACCAACAUGGACUUCCUGGUAGGCGUUAGCAUCCAGAUGAGUAGCUUUAACCUGACCAGGAUCGUCACUUUAAGUCCUUUCUACACCCUGGUGAACAAGUCCUCGUAUGAACUGGAGGUGGGGGAGUUGAUUAGCCAGACGUCCAUCAGGUGGCACUACAUCCCUUCCUCUGAAUACAUCCCUCUGUGGCCGGAGAACUCCUCCAAGAAGCUGUGCGUCCGUGUGGUUGGAUCGUCAUCCAAUUCCAAGUUCUUCUUCUUCAGUCAGCAGGACAACGGCACCCUGCUGAGCAUGGACAUGUGUGGAGGGAUCAUCGUGGACAUCAACGUCUCCAACCACUCCACCAUCAUCAGCUUUAGUGAUUAUUAUGACGGAGCAGCCCCCGCACUGUUGAUUAACCACACACCCUGGGCCACCAUCAGCUACAGACAGAGGUCAGAGAACACA